AUGUCGAGACAAAGCAUUGGGGAACAAGGGGUCCUCAGCAUGCAGCCGAAAGAGAUGGUGGACCGGAACGCGAUGAACCUCAGGUGGACCUUCGGCUUCAAUCUUGAGUCGAUGGUGCUGGUCGACCUGACAGCCGAGGGGCAUCUAGCUAUGUUCUAUGCUAUUGGACAUACAGGAGUGAUCUUUGACUACGAGAUGCGACAGCAGCGCCUACUCCAAGGACACACCAAUACCAUCACAUGCGCGGCGACGAGCGAUGACAAGAAGUGGCUGGCGACAGGCGACAUGGGCGAGAAAGACGCCAUGAUCAUCGUGUGGAACGCUCGGACUGGGGUGCCUGUCCGAUCCAUCUUCGACCCUCACAUAGGGGGUGUGGUUGACUUGGACAUGACGCCGGAUGCCAAGUACAUCGCCUCCAUAGGAGCAGGUCCGAAGCAGACGAUUGCGGUGUGGAGAUGGACUAGCCCCGAAGAGACUCCAGCGGCUCAGCAUGACGUCAUCAGCCGGGACUUGCAGACAUGCGUCAAAUUCCGCCGCGAUGACGUGAGAGAAAUCAUGACGAAUGGAUCGCAGAGAGUGAUCUUUUGGAGCUGGGAAGACGACAAGUUGAAGUUCUACUCGCCUGCCCUGUCCUCCAAGGAGUUCUCAUCCCCUGUCGGCAAGUUCACACAGAGUGUCUUCAUCCCCUUCUCCAACCAGGCUGUCUCGGCGACAGAGGACGGUGACCUCCUUCUCUGGGAUCAAGUUCUUCUCCCUGCUCUUGACGCGAGGCCCUCGGACCGAUGUGCCGUCAAGCUGCUCAAGCUUCACGAUGGUCACGCCAUCACCUUCAUCUCCGUCUUCGACAGCUUCCUCGUCACCGCAGGCGCCGACGGCUUCGUGCGCUUCUAUGACCUCAAGUUCCGCCUCCUUGCUUGGUACGAAGACCUCGACGUCGGACCCAUCGCGUCGCUCACCUUCACAUCUCCCCGCGCGACUCCUAAGGAUGGAGGCUACCUGGAGGGCGAGGUUCGCAUCCCAAACUUCAUUGUGGCCACCAAGGCAGGCAAGAUUGCGUUGGUGAACGCAGCUAUCUUCGAGCAGUACUCCAAGGAGGAGAGAAAGGGAGAGGUUCUCGUCCAGGGCUUUGAGUCCCCCAUCUCCGCUAUGUGCGCCUAUCCCUCUUCCUCCAAGCUCUUCGUGGUGACCACGAGCGGGAUGCUGCGAGUGCUGGACUUCGAGUCUCAAGCUUGGCUUCAGCAGAAAGUGCUGGAGAAGAGAACUCCCACCUGCAUCUGCGUCAACCCCAACGGGCAGGAGCUAGUCAUCGGAUGCACCGACGGCUCCGUGCUGAUCAUCGGGGUCUCGGACCUCGAGCUCAUCCAGCGCAUGUCUCAGAUUGACUGCGAGAUCACGUCGGUUCAGUUCGCUCCCGAUGGCAUGCACGUGGCGGUUGCAGAUGCCCACAACUGCGUUGGGAUCUUCCGCAGAGAGAGAAAUGUGCUCGAGAGCGGCAAGGAGGUGCCAUGGCUGUACGUGGGAAGAUACAGGUCUCAUCACGGCAGGAUCGUAGGGCUACAGUUCAUCCUUGACAAGGCUGCUGGGAUCAUUCGGCUAGUUUCCCUCGCGCAGGACAGAGUGAUAGUGGAGUAUGACUUGUCCAGCUCGAUGGCAGCCACAGGUGUCGUCGUUCGAUGUGCGAUCACGAUUGAGGAGACGGCGGUGCCCACAGCCCUCCUACAGCUCCCACCUGGAUGUCAGCAAGGAGAAGAUCCCAACAAGAUCUUCCUGGUGUUGGAUAUCAUCGGUCUGACCGGCGUGCAUGACAAUCGACCGCUCGAGGAACAAGAUUCGCACUGCCUGCAGACUCUCUUGGGCCCAACCUUCGGCCCUCCCCCUCAUCGUCUCCUCACUCUCCCGCCCGACGAGCAGGGCAAGCAGUAUGUCGUCUACGCGACCCCUCACAAGGUCGUCGGGCUCAUCAAGCUGCCACUGGACGGGAACCCCAACUGCAGCAUGGGGCUGAUAGCGCAUGCUGGGGAGGUGGCGGAGAUGUGCGCGUCACAUGAUGGGAAGCUGGUGCUGACAACAGGAGGGUCAGACUGUGGGAUCUUUUUGUGGGAGGUGGACCCCUCCGCCUUAGAGGCAUCGGCAGCGCUGGGGGGGUCGGGGAUCGAGCCGUUUGAAGCGUUGAUCCCGGGGGGGAAAGGGGGAGAGCUGUACGACGAGAUGCUGGAUUAUUUCUACCUGGCUCAGCUAAGAGCUCAGGGAGAGGACACGACCGAAGAGAGGAAAGUUACAGGGCUGGCCCCCGUCGAAGCCGUACCAGAGUUGAUGCAGGCAUUUGGGUAUUAUCCCUCCAAGUUCGAGAUCCGCGAUAUGGUUCAUGAAGUCAGAAGGAAGGGAAAGGAUUCUGUAACCUUCUCAGACUUGAUCAAAUUGUUUGUCAAUCACAAGCCUGUCAACGAUGUCAGCCUGGAAGAGAUUCAGCAGGCCUUCCAUCACCUCGGAGCAGAGCCAGUGACAGGGAUCCUGAAAUGGGAGCAGCUGCGAAUGAUGUUGAUGCGGAUGGGAGAAUCUCUGUCGGAGAGCGAGAUACAAACAGCGAUCGCCCGACUGACAGGAUCGAGUCUGAGCGGGCGAGAAGACUUCAUGGCAAGCACGUUCGCCGAGAACGUUGAGAGCAUGUGCUAG
Guillardia theta CCMP2712 is the source of this 2673-nucleotide messenger RNA. RefSeq lists its product as hypothetical. Bases 1 to 2673 code for a protein of 890 amino acids. The transcript has 16 exons. Gene Ontology annotation, molecular function: protein binding. Gene Ontology annotation, cellular component: motile cilium. Lineage: Eukaryota; Cryptophyceae; Pyrenomonadales; Geminigeraceae. The record is from RefSeq and is a predicted model, not a curated record.